AUAACUUAAACCGACCCAGUUCUCUUUUCUACACUAAAGCCAAGAACCCAAAAUCUAACGUGGAGAAUGGUGCAUUUACAACGUUUCCCAUUACCAAGCCAACGUGCCACAUUUCCACAUUCACAAAGGAACCCGAGCACAAAAAAUUUGAGCCCCAAUUGACAAAAUCACGAUUCAUCGAACAACGGCGACGACAACUUAACUUUACACACAUUCGCAGCUCGAAGUCAAAGAGACUCCUCCUGCAAUCCGCCGAAUCCCAAAGAAAUCCGCGAAAAAAAAGAGGAAGGGCCAGGAGUGGACGACGGGGCAGAAAUGUUUGGCAAUUGCAAGUUGGCGGCAACUUUUAGGCCUUUGGGGCGUCUGCGUUGGCUGAUGGAAGGAAGCUGGUCCGGCUACCAAGGAGUUGCAUUGUCAGCUAAGCGAUCUUUAAUAGGACUGCACUAGGAAAUAUUUUGUUAAAACUGUUAGCUUGAAUUGUAGAUACAAGUGCUAUAAAGCUUAGAUCAAUGUAGCUUUUAAAUAUUAACCUUUUUUAACUGAAUUAUAUAAAUUUAAACAUAAUAAUAAUAAAAAC
Drosophila simulans is the source of this 577-nucleotide messenger RNA. RefSeq lists its product as uncharacterized. Lineage: Eukaryota; Metazoa; Arthropoda; Insecta; Diptera; Drosophilidae. The transcript is spliced from 2 exons. Bases 316 to 447 code for a protein of 43 amino acids. The record is from RefSeq and is a predicted model, not a curated record.